AUGAUGUUCCCAGGCCUCCUCGCACCCCCCGCGGGGUACCCCAGCCUCCUGCGCCCCACGCCCACCUUAACGCUGCCCCAGUCCCUGCAGUCCGCAUUUUCUGGCCACUCCAGCUUCCUGGUGGAGGAUCUGAUUCGCAUCAGCCGGCCUCCCGCUUACCUGCCCCGCAGCUUACCCACCGCCAGCAUGUCGCCCCCUAGGCAGGGGGUGCCCACGACUCUCACAGACACCGGGACCUCAGACCUGGGCUCCCCGAGUCCGGGCAGUCGACCAGACGGUUCACCUCAGACGGCCGCCUCACCUGCCAGCGAGCCCACGUUUCUGAAGUUUGGGGUGAACGCCAUCCUCUCCUCAGCGCCCAGAACAGAAACAUCCCCCGCCUUGCUCCAGAGCGUUCCUCCCAAGACUUUCGCCUUUCCCUACUUCGAAGGCUCCUUCCAGCCUUUCAUCAGAUCUUCUUAUUUCCCAGCGUCCUCAAGCGUCGUGCCCAUCCCGGGGACCUUCUCCUGGCCGCUUGCGGCCCGCGGCAAGCCUCGCCGGGGCAUGCUGCGCCGAGCCGUGUUCUCCGACGUGCAGCGCAAGGCGCUGGAGAAGAUGUUCCAGAAGCAGAAGUACAUCAGCAAGCCCGACCGCAAGAAGCUGGCGGCCAAGUUGGGCUUGAAAGACUCACAAGUGAAAAUCUGGUUCCAGAAUCGACGCAUGAAGUGGCGGAACUCCAAGGAGCGUGAGCUCCUGUCUAGCGGGGGCUGCCGAGAGCAGACCCUUCCCACCAAACUCAAUCCGCACCCAGACCUCAGUGACGUUGGCCAGAAGGGCCCGGGGGACGACGAAGAGGAAGACGAGGGCCAGGGCAGCCCCCGCCACCGCCUAGUCUAUCACGCAUCCCCCGACCCUCGGCACCUGAGGGACCCGCGGCUGGAAGGGCCUCUGCCCGCCUCGCCCGCGCACUCGAGCAAGCCUUCGGACUUCUCCGAUUCCGAGGAGGAUGAGGAGGGCGAAGAGGAAGAGAUCACCGUGUCUUAG
This is a messenger RNA of Neogale vison (American mink), 1023 nucleotides long. It is a transcript of the gene DBX1, whose product is annotated as developing brain homeobox 1. NCBI's taxonomy places the organism in Eukaryota, Metazoa, Chordata, Mammalia, Carnivora, Mustelidae. Gene Ontology annotation, biological process: regulation of transcription by RNA polymerase II; cell differentiation in spinal cord. The record is from RefSeq and is a predicted model, not a curated record. Gene Ontology annotation, molecular function: DNA binding; DNA-binding transcription factor activity, RNA polymerase II-specific. The transcript has 4 exons. Bases 1 to 1023 code for a protein of 340 amino acids.